Messenger RNA from Hordeum vulgare subsp. vulgare (domesticated barley), 3718 nucleotides. RefSeq names its product pentatricopeptide repeat-containing protein At4g13650-like. The transcript has 8 exons. NCBI's taxonomy places the organism in Eukaryota, Viridiplantae, Streptophyta, Magnoliopsida, Poales, Poaceae. Gene Ontology annotation, biological process: RNA modification. Gene Ontology annotation, molecular function: RNA binding; protein binding. The record is from RefSeq and is a predicted model, not a curated record. The coding region runs from base 59 to 2065 and encodes 668 amino acids.
CAAGCAUGGAGCGCGACACAGGCUGAGCUGAGCGGCGGCGGCCGAAUGCCAGGCACAAAUGCACGACCACCUGGCCGCCCUCCUCCGCGGCGGCCGUCACCCGCGCGCAGUCCACGGCGCCGCCGCAAAGCUCGGCUGCCUCGCCUCCACCUACCUCUGCAACAACCUCCUCCUCUCCUACAUCAGCGGCAGCCUCCACGCGGAAGCGCGCCGCCUGUUCGACGAAAUGCCCCACCGCAACGUCGUCUCCUGGUCAGUCCUCGUCUCCGGCGCCUCUCGCCUCGGCGCCCUCCGGGAGGCCUUUUUUCUCUUCUCCGACAUGCUUCGUAGCGGAGAGCGCGGAGGCUGCGACCGCCCCAACUCGUUCGUGCUGGGCGCGCUGGUUGCCGGGUGCGCCCGUGCCAAAGACACCGUCGCGGGCGCGCAGGCGCAUGCUUCCGCCCUCAAGUUUGGCGUGGAUGAGGACGAGAGUGUCGCGGGGGCACUGGUGGAUAUGUACUCCAAGUGCGGGCGCGUGGACUUGUCCUGGCGGGCGUUUGCGCUCUCGCCACAGAGGUGCGUCGCCAGCUGGACGAGCAUAAUCAGUUGCCUUGUCAACCAUGGAUGCUCGGAGCACCGUGAUGCAGCAAUUGCCCUGUUGAAGAGGAUGCUGCUCUUGAAGGUUUGGCCAACGAAUGCAACGUUUUCUUGCAUCCUGAAGGUUUUUGAUGCACCUGAGUUGCUCCCUGGUGGGAAACAAAUCCACGGCUGCUUAUUGAAGAUGGGAACUGAGGUUGAUCCUGCUUUAGGAACCGCCCUUAUAGCGAUGUAUGGUAGAUGCGGUGGAGUGAAUGAGAUGGCUAGGUUGUCUUGCCGGAUAAGGCAUGAUGCCUUCUCCAGGACCUCACUUCUUGUAGCUUUUGCGCGGAAUGGAUGCAACAUGGAGGCAGUUUGGAACUUUCGUGAGAUGGUCAUGGAAAAUAUGGCAAUUGAUCAGUCAGCUGUAACUAGCCUACUGCAGGUUUGUUCAUCAUUAGGACAGCUGAGAGUGGCCAAGGAGGUCCACUGCUAUGCUCUGAAGGCUUUCUUUAAGCUGGAUACAUUACUGCUCAAUGCGACUAUCACUGUUUAUGGCAGAUGUGGCGAUGUCACGAGUUCAGAGAUUAUAUUUGAUCGUCUGGAAAACAAAGACAUCAUAUCAUGGACGGCAUUACUAACUUGCUACGCGCAAAAUGAUCUUGCUCUGGAGACACUCUUGCUCUUCAGGGAAAUGCUUAGGAAAGGCUUAGGAUCUCCCGUCUUUUGCAUUACCAGCGUGCUAAGGGCCUGUUCUAGCACCACAAAUUAUGCUGUUGGGUGGCAAAUUCAUUCGAGGGUGGUGAAGUUAGGAAUUGAUGAUGCCAAUUCGGUUGAGAAUGCCCUUUUGACUAUGUACGCUAAGUGCGGAAGUGUUCAUGUUGCACUGAAGAUUUUCAAUUCAAUGAGGAGUAGAGGCAUUAUCUCGUGGAAUGCACUAAUCACAAGUUUUUCACAGCAUGGAAAUGAAGAGGCAGCCAUUCAGCUAUUUGACCUGAUGCAAGAAGAAGCAGUUUGUCCAGAUGAUUACACUUUUGUCGGGUUGUUAUCAUCUUGCAGCCGAAUGGGCCUAGUUGCAGAGGGUUGUGGAUAUUUCAAACUGAUGAACACCAUGUAUAAUGUGAAGCCUAAGAUGGAGCAUUACACCUGCAUGGUUGAUCUUUUUGCCCGUGCUGGAAGAUUUUCUGAUGCACUUGAGUUUAUUGAUGCCAUGCCUUGUCAUCCGGACCAACUCGUGUGGGAAGCUUUGCUAGCUUCAUGUAGGACUCAUGGUAAUGUGGAGUUGGGAAGGCUGGCAGCAAAGAAGAUUCUUGAAAUAAGACCAGAUGAUCCUUCACCAUACAUUACAUUAUCCAGCAUUCACGCUUCAAUUGACAUGUGGGAAGAGAAGGCUUGGAAUCGUACUGUGUUUGACGUCCAGCGAGUAAGAAAAGACGUGGGAAGUAGUUGGGUUGCUGGAGAAGAAUUUUCAGAUAAUACAUGUGAUGUAUUGCAAGUUGGAAUAACAUAAGAUUGGCAUGAUGCGUUGAUGCUUCGUUUUCUACACAUCAGGUGGAGUUACACUUGAUAGUUGUAUUGAGACAUAAUGGACUCAACCGUGUGAGAUUGACUGACUGCUCGCCGUGGUUGUCAUGUCCGGGAAUUGACCCCAAUGUCAUUUCUCCACUAGAAAGAUGACUUGGUACGAAGGACAAGAUUAUUAUCCUUUAUAUGCCAUAGGACUUGGUUGCAAUAUGUUUGUUAUCUCAAGGUGAGUUUUGAUGUUAUUGGAAAUUUAGAGGUGUAAUCCCAUUAUUGGAAGCAAAUGCAAUGCCAGGCAUUGAUACCCUUUUUGCAUUCAACCUGCAAUGGAAGAAGUUCCAGUGGCCUCGUCGAAUCACCUCAAGAGCUGCUAAAAAGAAUAGAGUUACUCUAGAAUCCAGGCUUCCAAUGUUAGGGUGGAUGACAGUUUGAAGCCAAGCAAGCCUCAAAAGAAGGUUCAAACCCUGAAAUGCCAGGCUCUCUCAAGCAUUGCUGACACGUACUUCCCAAGGUUGACAAUGUGGUUUAUGUCCCCUUCGUCAAACCAUCUCCUUGCACACUGUCAGGACAAAUCGUAAGAAUAAGAAAGAGCAUUACUACCUAUAAGAAGUCUGAAGAACAGACAUUGUGAUGUGGAAGUUUUCAGUCAGAGCUCGCAACCUUCGGAGUUUUGGUAGAACGAAAUCCUUCAGAUCUUCUCAAGAGUGCUGUAUGCUUGGAAAAUACCUUAUCAGAGCUAUUAAAGUAGGAGCUCUCCGCUACUUUCAGGCAAUGCGGUAAGGAGAGAGGCGAACCUUGUCAAAUUUCUUCAAAAUCUUCACAAAAGCCAACAUGUUCAAGCUCCUGCAACAAGAGUGCUUUCCUGUCAGUACCCACUCGGCGCACAAAGCAGAACAACAUACCAAGUCAUCAGCUACACCUACCGAUACGUCUUGAGGGGAUCCCUUAUUUUCAGCUCAUGGGAUGACUUACGGACCCAGAAUGCCAUAAGCUGAAAAGAGGCAUAGCUUAUGCACAACUGUGGAAUUAAGACCCUCUAUUGACUUUGUCGUCAAUGUAGUUAGGUACCAUGCUUCUACAUUUCCUGAGAAGUUAGAACUCCAUCAAACGCCCCACAAUGCACUCCUUGGAAAGAAGUUAGAAGACAGCUAUUUCAACGUCCCUCGCGUCGCCUCCUCCAUGGAUGGAGGUGGAGCUGUCUGGCGUCGUGAUGGUGUUGACGGCAAGCCCGACAAGGUCAUUUCAUUGAUGAGCGUAGGAGCGAGGUCAGGGAAAGCAACCCUGAUCAGACCACCAUUAUCAUCAAGCUUGUAGGUGGAGCGACUUUUGUCGCCUAGAAGGUGGAUUCGGAAGGAUCGAUGUUGUCUUGUAAGGCAUUAUUGAAUAUUAUAAUAAAAAUGUAUUAUUCUGAACAUUGUUCAAGUCCACUCCAAAUUAUCUAUACUACUAUUAAACAAUCCAACAAGAAUUACACUACAGACACCCCAUCAAACGCCCCACAAAAAAAACAACCAAUCAAUACCCCACGAUUAAUCCCACAGAUCUUAAUCUAACAGCCCUCGUUAAUCCAUCGUCUGCUGGGUGUACUUAGCAAUUACAAUUGGCUGAACAUACUUCACCAACGAAACUUUCAAUCACGCAA